Messenger RNA from Uranotaenia lowii, 1658 nucleotides. RefSeq names its product SAP domain-containing ribonucleoprotein. NCBI's taxonomy places the organism in Eukaryota, Metazoa, Arthropoda, Insecta, Diptera, Culicidae. The transcript has 3 exons. Gene Ontology annotation, biological process: poly(A)+ mRNA export from nucleus. Gene Ontology annotation, cellular component: nucleus. The record is from RefSeq and is a predicted model, not a curated record. The coding region runs from base 206 to 1201 and encodes 331 amino acids.
CCCUUCGCACGCGUCGCACCCAAAAAAUUCAAUCAAAAAACUGCAACCAAGCGGCUCGCAUUCGAGAUUGCAUUCGUUUCGUUUUUUCGGUCUCCCCGAUUUACUCGAUUUAAUUUUGAUUGACUAAACGUAUAUUAAGGAAAAUUUGACCCGGCAGUUAUCGUUGAAGCAAACGCACAGGAAGUUGAACAGUAAAACAAUCGCAAUGGGCGAAAACGAUAUAUCGAAAAUGAAGGUCGCUGAUCUCAAGAAGGAGCUUAAGAAUCGAGGUCUCAGUACCCUUGGAAACAAGAAUGAGUUAGUAGAUCGACUUCAGGCGGCUAUUGUUGACGGUGUUGAUGCUCUUGAGGAUACGGCAAAUUCGGAAGAUCUUCUAGAUGACGAUGAACUCAAUGAUGACAUCCUCGAGGAAGAAGACGACAAGCUGAAGGACAACACGGCUGAGGAAGAUCAGAUUUUGAAAUCUCCGACUCCCAGUAGUAUGGCCUCGAAAUCGGAAUCUCCGGAUCAGCCGAAACUGGACGCUCUGAAGGAUGGAUUGGAGUUGGAGGAGAAAGGAAAGACUCUUAUCCUACCACCGAAAAAGGUGGCCCUGAAGCGAAAUAUUUCGAUUUCGGUGCCAACUCCUGCUGUUGUUACAACGGCCACUGAAACUGUUCUGGCUGAUUCCAAGUCAGAUUCAGAUGGGGGUACCAAUAAUGGAACCACCCCAUCAACCGAUGAACCUCAGCGGAAGGUCAUCAAGCUGACAGAGCUGUCUGCUCAGGAAAGAUUGGAAUUGCGUGCUAAAAAGUUUGGUCCACAAAGUGCCGAGGCACAGGACGCUAAACUGCAGGCUCGGGCGGCCAGAUUUGGAAUCGGUGGAGGGGCAGCGACGACCACAACGGGUUCCGCAGUUAAAACAAGCGACACAAGCAGCCUGGUUUCGGCAGAAGCCCUCAAAAAGCGAGCCGAACGAUUCGGUGUUAGCGUUUCCGAUAAAAUGGUAAAGCUGGAACAGGAUGAGAAGCUGAUCAAGCGACAGCAACGAUUCGGUGGAUCGGCCACGGCAAACGCAGUAACGUUGCCAACCACGACGACUACCGGAAAGAUUGCCAUCACCGCGAGCAGCACUGACGACAGCAGUAGCGCCGCAAGCACAAAACCAGACUAUGCCGAAAAGGCUCGCCUUCGGCUGGAACGGUUCAAGAAUGCCGCUUAGGACAUUAUUAUCAUGUUGUAUAAGAUUAUUUUCAUCUUAAAGCUGUUUCCCCCUAACUUUCAAACAAAAGGGAAGCAAAAUCCCGGUAGAAGCCUAUUUACUCCAUACUCUGUAAUUACUGCGCAUAAUCCAAGAUUACUCGAGAGGGGUCCAGAAUCCUGGCGCCAUCAAAGUGUUUGGGAAGCGGCCCCUAAUGAAAACUAGCAGCAAAUGAAUAAUCAAUCUGUUUUUACUUUCUUUGUAUUUACUGGAACAACCUACUAAUAAUAUACGAAUAGAAAUAACCUACUAUCAACAACCUUUUUAGUGAACGAAAUUAACAACACAUUUGUGUGAAACUCUUCUCAUUAUAUAAGUACACAACAAACUCGUGUGUAGUCUAUCCGAUGGAAGUACCUACUGUAGUAAGGAAUUUUGAUUGAUUGAAACAAAAACCAAUAAAACACAACCAAGUGGA